Messenger RNA from Lasiodiplodia theobromae, 678 nucleotides. RefSeq names its product Vesicle transport v-snare protein. The coding region runs from base 1 to 678 and encodes 225 amino acids. Gene Ontology annotation, molecular function: SNAP receptor activity; SNARE binding. Gene Ontology annotation, cellular component: late endosome membrane; Golgi apparatus; SNARE complex. Gene Ontology annotation, biological process: intra-Golgi vesicle-mediated transport; macroautophagy; intracellular protein transport. The transcript is spliced from 3 exons. NCBI's taxonomy places the organism in Eukaryota, Fungi, Ascomycota, Dothideomycetes, Botryosphaeriales, Botryosphaeriaceae. The record is from RefSeq and is a predicted model, not a curated record.
AUGACGGACAUUUUGGACUCAGAGGCCGGCUCGGAGCGUUUCUCCAGCUAUGAAGCCGAGCUCAAGCUGGUCCAGGCGGACCUCCAGCAGAAGCUCGACCAAAUUCCCGAGCUGUCCGGCGAGCCCAGGAAAGCCGCGAUACGGCAGGCCGAGCGCGCGCUGGAGGAGGCGAAGGAGCUGAUCGACCAAAUGCGCAUCGAGAAGCCCAACAUCCCCGCGCCCGCCAAGAACAAGAUCAACCAGCGCUUCCGCAACCUGCAGUCGGAUGUCGAUGAGCUGGGCCGCAAGCUGACGUCGCUGGCUUCUGACCGCCGUGCCCUGUUCGGCAACCGCUACUCGGACAACCCUACGGCUGAUGACCAGCUCGAGCAGCGUCAACAGUUGCUUUCUGGUACCGACCGUUUGGAGCGCAGCAGCGGCCGUCUGAGGGACAGUCACCGCAUUGCUCUGGAGACUGAGGAUAUCGGCCGGAACACGUUGGCAGACCUCGCGGCACAGAGGGAGACUAUUGAGAGGACCAGGCAAAACUUGCUUGAGAGUGAGGGCUACACGGACAGGAGUAUUAAGACGCUGAGGGGGAUGGCCCGUAGGAUGGCUACGAAUCGGGUGAUUACGAUUGCAAUCAUCACUGUUCUUGUUCUUCUCAUCAUUGCGGUUAUUGUCAGCAAGUUCAGGUAA